This is a messenger RNA of Diorhabda sublineata, 2753 nucleotides long. RefSeq names its product ubiquitin-conjugating enzyme E2 G1. Gene Ontology annotation, molecular function: ubiquitin conjugating enzyme activity. The transcript is spliced from 5 exons. Bases 145 to 654 code for a protein of 169 amino acids. Gene Ontology annotation, biological process: proteasome-mediated ubiquitin-dependent protein catabolic process; protein polyubiquitination. NCBI's taxonomy places the organism in Eukaryota, Metazoa, Arthropoda, Insecta, Coleoptera, Chrysomelidae. The record is from RefSeq and is a predicted model, not a curated record.
AAUACAGUGUAGCAACAAACCUUUCCGGAAAUAACAUAUGUUUGAGUCAAUGCGGUCCCAAACUUUCAAGUCAAGAUCGAGACCGGCCAUUUUACAAUACCCUGUUGUUGGAUUAUUCAUAUUUCAAAAUUAAAUUUGUAAUUAAUGUCAGAACCACAGUCAGCUCUCCUAUUAAGAAAACAGCUAGCAGAAUUAAACAAAAAUCCUGUAGAGGGUUUUUCUGCAGGCCUUAUAGAUGAUAACGAUAUUUACAGAUGGGAAGUACUGAUAAUAGGUCCUCCGGAUACCCUCUACGAAGGAGGAUUCUUCAAAUGUCACCUAUAUUUUCCAAAAGAAUAUCCAUUGAGGCCGCCUAAAAUGAAAUUUGUUACAGAAAUUUGGCAUCCCAACAUUGAUAAAAAUGGUGAUGUUUGUAUUUCAAUACUCCACGAGCCCGGAGACGACAAAUUCGGUUAUGAAAAAGCCUCGGAAAGGUGGUUACCAGUACAUACAGUAGAAACUAUUUUAAUAUCAGUUAUAUCAAUGUUAGCCGAUCCUAAUGAUGAAUCACCUGCCAAUGUCGAUGCCGCGAAAGAAUGGAGGGAAUCAUAUUCGGAAUUCAAACGGAAAGUAGCGAGAUGUGUCCGGAAGUCACAGGAACAAGAGGAAUGUUAGUAUAAUGACUGUGUAUUAAAAUUAUAAACAAUUAAUUAAUAAAAAAACAAACAUCUUAUUUAAAGAUUUGAUUCUCGUGUUGUUAAAAUUUUGUAUGUAGAUUUUUUAUACGCGAUCUUUAAUAAUUUAAAAAAAUAAUAAAUUUUAACUUUGUCGCGAAUCAAAUCUCACAUAUAUGAUUUAAUUAAUUUUUUUUUGUAUUGUUUGUACGAUCUCGUCGACAACAGCUGAGAUAAAUAUAUAUAUAUUUUUUUUUUAAUUAAAAAUAUUCAAAUAAAUAACAUGUUCAUAUAUAUAUACACGAGAUUUUUGCAUUUUAAUCUGUUUAUUUAUGUUUUUUAUGAACCGGAAGUAUAUAUCUGAAAGGAAAAGAAGAAUUUUUAUUAUAAAAAAAAUUUUUUAGUAGUCGGUUCCAAAAUGAAUAGUAGGGAUGAGAUUUUAACAAAUUUUUCACCCUGUGGAAUUAAUUUAGAAUAUGAAAAAUUGAAAAUUCCAAUAUUUUAUUUCGAUUAAUUUUUCUAGAAAUUUAUUAAAAAUUUUUUGAAUCCGAAUUUUAAAACCUGCAGAUUUAUAAUAAUUCACGUGAUUUACAAAAAUUUAAAAUUAGAAUGAAAUUGUCGAUAUUUCAAUGAAAAUUUUAAUUUUUGAUUGAAAAAAAUUACAUUUUCACUCGUAUAAUGAAAAAAAAUAUAUUCAUUGAUUCUUAUUAAUCAUUAAAUGAUUCUUUUUAUUCAUUUGUAUCGCCCUGUAUUCAAAUCUCACAUCCUCUGAACCAAUUAUCUAGACUUCUUUAUUUGUCUCACCCUGUAUUCCAUCCUGUCUGGAAAAAGACGUUUGGCAAACGAGAAAUUUCAAUAUUUCAAUAAAAAAAUUGACUUUUGUUGAAAAAAUUUUUUCCUACUGUCAUAUAAAAGAAAUAAUAUAAAAAAUUUAAUAAUUCAUCUGCUAACAUCAUCAAUAGAGUGAGCCAAAAAAAAUUAUUGAAAAAAUCAAUUUAUUUUUGAAGUAUAGACAUUUAUACCAACGUUCUUCUUCCAAUUCGAUAAAAAAAGAAGACAGGAUCGAAUACAGGGGGAGACAAAUAGAUAAGUCUGAUUGAUGAUUAGGGUUGGUCAAAAAAAAUUUUUUUAGCUACGACGAAAAUAUCGACCAAGAUGACGAAAAGAAAAUGCUGGUAAAGUUUGAACUUUUAAUACCAAUAUUUAGAGGUAUAGCAUCGUGAUUUUUGAUUUCUCAUUUACAUUACAUGGGAAAUUUUUUUUUUUCAAAUUUUAAUGUAUUUCAACGAAUAUUAUGUAGUAAAAAGAAAUAGAUAUUUUUGUAUAAAAGAUACGGCCUAAAAAAAUUUGUUUUCUCCACUUUAAUCAUCAGUGUAUUCAAAAUUUUUACAUCUUCCGAAUCAUUCAUCAAUAUUUGUGCAUUCGUCUCACUCUGUAUUCGAUCCUGUAUUUUUAUUUUUCAUCUUGUUAAGAGAAAAAACGUUUAGAAAAUAAGAAGAAAUUUCAAUAUUUCGAAAAAAAAAUUAAUCUACGUAACCCUGUAUUCAAUUUUUAUAUCUUCUAUGAACACUUAUCCACUUGCUACACACGGUAUUCAAAUUUUUGCAUCUUCUGAGUCAUUUAUCAAGAUUUGUCCAUUUGCCUCCCAAAAAAGUUUGGGAAAUGAGAAAAAAAAUAAUUUUUGGUACAAAAAUUCAUAUCUUCGCUCAUAUAAUGAAAAAAUAUUCAGAAAAGCUCAAUAAUUUAUCUAUUAUCAAGUUUUAUAUCUUCAAUCAAGAUUUUAAUAGUAACAAAACCUGUUUAAACUGAUUUCUAGUUCCUACCAGUACUGUACUUGAAGUUAGUACUUAUCUUCUUCAAUUGUUCUUUUAUAUUUUCAAGUAUCUCUGAAAGAUUCCAUUACAGUUUCUCCUGUAACCAUUAUUUCACUUCUACAGUUUUUCCUUUCUAAUUCUCUAUUUCCUCACUUUCUUCUGAGUCUACCUAAUCUCUUGAUAUUACUUCCCGUUUUCAUCCCCGUUCUUUAGUCUAUUUCCAUUCUUUGAAUAUCUCAUUAUAACUGUCUUUUUCAUUAUUUUUUUUUUAUUUCUUCUUCAUUCG